Molecule: messenger RNA, 777 nt
Organism: Didymodactylos carnosus
Lineage: Eukaryota; Metazoa; Rotifera; Eurotatoria; Philodinida; Philodinidae
Source: the annotation of a GenBank genome assembly
AUGUUAUUAAAAAAUGAUGCAAAACGUCAUCGCUUAUUAGUUUUAUUUCAUUCAAUUGAUAGUAUAACAUUUUUAAUACGUUUUAUUAUUAUCUGUACAGAUUUAUCAGCUGAUACUGGAAAUAUAACAAAUUAUUUAAGUGGUAGCCGUCGUUAUUUAAUACCAAUAUUAUUUGUUGAAUUAUUUAGUUCAUUUAUUUUAUUUCUCGCCGAUUUACUUUAUGUCAUAUUAAAAUACGUUGGUGACAUAUUUUAUGAAACAGAUCGCGAUGAUAUAUGUAACGAACGAAGAUAUUUAUGGCCAUUGGCUACAUUAACCUGUUUUAAAAAGAUUGAUUGUUAUUAUGAUAAUCCAAGAUGGAUCUUAUUAACAAGAAUUUGGAUUUUAAUUGGUUUUUGGUUAUUAAGGUUUAUUGCAGUUAUAUUAGCAUGCGCAUGUGGAAAUCAAUAUGCACCAAGAGGGCAUGCAAUUAAUCAUACAGAAACAAAAGCACAUUAUUUUGGUGCAUAUAUAUGUGUUAAAGUUAAUUUAGGACGAAUAUUUCUUACAAAAGUAAGAGGCGUAAAAUUAACUGAAGAACAAAGAGUAAAUUUUGACUCGGUUUAUUUUCAACAUCCAAAUGGUGUAGAUGAGUUUUGUGUUUUACGUCCAGAACAGAUUUUAUCAUGGGUUAUAACGGUGAAUCAAGACGCUGAUGUGACAAAUCAAUAUGAAGAACCAAGAACAGAUAAUAUUACUGAUCGGUUUGAUGAACGAGUGUAUGAAGGAUGUUUUUAA